This is a messenger RNA of Styela clava, 4156 nucleotides long. Its product is annotated as transmembrane protein 53-like. The record is from RefSeq and is a predicted model, not a curated record. NCBI's taxonomy places the organism in Eukaryota, Metazoa, Chordata, Ascidiacea, Stolidobranchia, Styelidae. Gene Ontology annotation, molecular function: serine hydrolase activity.
CAUAAGUUACCGCAUGCAGGCAUGUUAAAAAAUACCAUAGAAAGAUUUCCGUACCAUAGGUAUUACCGAUUCCCCAUUUCAGCAUUUUCUUUCAUUUUUCAGUAUUAUUUGAUUAUCGUAUCUAUUUUCAGGUAAAAUUUUGUGUUCCAUUUCAUACUGACCUCUGUACGCUAAUACUGGUAUGGUAUCUGCUGUAAGUGCAGAAGUGUGAUGUCGUCUGUUGGUUAGCUAAUCUUCAAAAAGUUCAGGAAGCUAUACUGCUUUAUCCCAGUUAUGCUAAAGUAUGUAAUAAAACCCACUAAAAGUUUAUGCUCAACAAGGACUUCAGCGCUCAAAUGCUUCGAAACCUCCUGAAGCUAUAUGGAUUCUUCUCAGCCUAUUCACCGAUUUGAUGCUAAAGGAGGAUCUCGAAUAAACAAUACCACUUCACCAUUAGUAGUUAUAAUGCCAUGGCUUGGGGCAACAAAUGCGGGUAUUAAUAAAUAUAAGAAUUUGUAUUCAAAAUUUGGAUUUGAGACAUUAAUUCAUUAUGCCAGUUUGAAAGACUUUUUGUGGCCAAAAUCUGGACUACAAUCUAGUAUGAUGUUUUUAAGGAAGCUUGAAAAUAUACUUACUCUUGGAAAUGAGAAAACAAACAGGAAUAUAAUUGUGCACUCCUUUUCUAUUGGAUGUUACUUUUACUCAUUGAUGUUGAUGCAAAUGGAAAGUCACCCCGUCCUUCAAAAUAAGAUAUUGCACAAUAUAUCUGUACAAAUAAUGGACAGUCCUGUUGUGGGUACGCUUAACCAAAUGGCCAUUGGUGUUGGCAAUAUGAUGAGCCAGAAUUCAGCCUCGUUGGCAUCAAUAUAUAAGCACAUAUGCAUGUGUUACUUUGCUCUUACUAAGCAACACACGGUGAAGUACUACAACGAAGCGAUAGAAAUCAUAAAAUUUAGGGCUCCUAAAGUUCCAUCUUUAAUGAUGUCUUCCAAGAAAGAUCCAAUGCUUAUACCCGAGGCUUUCGAAGAGUUUUAUCAAUCUUGGAGCAAACACCAACCAGUUGUAUAUAAAAUGUGGGACGAUUCAGGACAUGCACAGCAUCUUAAAUAUCAUCCUGAAGAAUACCUCAAGUUAAUUGAGAACCUCCUUGUAAUGUCAUUAGAGCCAGGCUUUCUUCAUAUUAAAUCGAAAUUGUAGUUGUGUUGUAUUCACACUAGGUAUCGUGCGUUCCUGUUAGGCAUUUGGAAACGAUAAAUUCUAUACAAUGUUGUAAAUAUUGUAGUAUUCUUCAAACAUUUUUCAUCAUGACCCACUUGUCACAGCCAACUUUUUUUUGCGGCUUCUCAUUUAAUAGCAUGUUCUUCAAAUUUAUAAUCUUAAAUGACCAGUAUCAAUGUUGUGAUGUAACAAUAGUUCACGCAUGUCGACAUUUAGUUUUGUUUGUGACCCCCUAUUGUAAUUAAUGCUCUGAUUUGAAUUCAAGCAUCCCCUCUGUAAAUGUGACAGAAAUAAUACUAAUUAUUCCUGCAGGCCAACUAAUUCUUUACCAAACACAAUUUACAAAUAUAAAAAAAAAUUUUAAAAACUUUGCUUUCACUAACAUGUUCAAUUUGCUAGAUAUCUUUAAAAAGACAACAUAUCAAAUACUCAUUUUUGUGGAAAUUGUUAUUUUUUUUUUUUGGUUUAUUUAAGUUGCAUAAAAUAAAUGUUGGUAUAUUGUUAACAAGAAUGCACCAACGAUUGAUUAUUAAAUAAUAUUAAAAUUUGUUGGGAUUGCCUUUUUUAAGAAUUUUUUUGAUUUUAUCCCAAUUGUAAAUUGGCCUCGACUGUAUUGCUGCAAUGUUCAUUGCAAAUAAUAUGAUAAUGUAUAGUUAUUAAUUGAUUUAAAGCAUUGAUUUUUUUUGAAAUAAGGAAUAAAAUCUUCGACUAUUGGUUAAUGAUGCUCAUAGUCCUAGUUUUGUGCAAUAUAUUGCGAUUUGAAACAUUUCAAAAUAAAUUGCAUUUUAUCAAGCCUUCUUGUCAUCUAUAAACACCAUUUUACUAGAUGAUUAGACAAAGUAUUACCUAAUGUUACUUGUUACGUAAUAUUUGAAUGUUUUUCUGUAGUCUUUAAUAAAAAAGCAAAUUAUGUAACUCCUUCCCAUAUUUACUAAACAAAUGAUAAUAAUGUUUAAUAAUUUAUUAAAAUCUAGUUAUCUACUAUUAGCAGUUGUCCCAUAAUAAUAUUUUUAAAUUCCCACGCUGUGUUUACUCCUGGAUCAUCUUGAUCAUAGCCGCCAGUUUUUUGGUGAUCUCAAAAUUACUCAAACCAGAUAAAAUUUGUGAGUUUUCUAUCAGUUUAUGUAUUUCUUGCAAUUGACUAGUAAAUUUUAUGAUUAUGAAAAGGUUUCUGAAACAUUUCCCAGUAUUUAUCUGUAAUGUGAAAAAAAAGUUCAUGAUUAAAGUGUACCAAAUAUCAAAAUUAUUUUUAAUAUUGCAUAUAUUUUUAGAAUUGUUGAUUUUUAAGUUUUUAUUAUUAUAUGAGUAUGUUGAAGUAUUGAGAUUCAUGCUGUUUCGUUAUAUAUAUAUAUAUUAUACAGUAUAUUCAAUGUCAUCCAGUUACGAGAUUAUCAUGCAUAACAUGGUUGUGCUCAAAGUGCAUUGCCCUUUGGCACUUUUGGCCUAUGAAUAGAUUACAUAGAGCUUCGCUUAUUGAAUAGUUAUUUCAUUUUGUGUUCCACUAUUCUUCACAAUGUCUCCAGUACCUUUUAACUUAUUGCUUAAAAAAUUUACACAUUCUGCCUACCAGGCUUGUUGCACUUUGCAAAUUAUGUCUUAAUUUUGGUAUAAUAUAUUCAAUGGUAGUCUUUUUUAAAUCAUUUGUAUUAUGCAGUGGUUUUGAUUGCUAUCAUUUUCUAACAUAUAAAUUGUCAGGCCAUGUAUCCUCAAUUUAUACAUACGGUACUCGUUCUCCUUUCUGUCUCUCAGUGGUUGUUAUGCAUUAGAUACAUACCAAUUAGUGGAACUUUUUUAUAUGAAGCCUUUUUUUUCAAUUCAAAAGGUGUCUGUCAUGGUUAAGAAAUUCGUUUCUCUGACUCAAUAUCACUCCCUUGGUUUUGGUAUAUGAUUCCAUGAUGAAUAUAAAAAUUUAUUCUCAUCGAGCUUUGAAAACAGCAAAGAUUGGCCCUUCCAUACCUGAACUGUUGUGCUCUGGCCUGCCUGUAUAACCCAAUCAAACAUUGGAGCUGUCAAAGCUUGGCAUGUUUUUGUGAAAAUUGGAUUCAGAGCCAGGGUUGUAUUUUCAAACUCUCCUGAGCUGAAGUGGGUAGGAAUUUCUCACAUGUAAUGGUGAAAAUUUAAGCCAAAUUUUCCAGCCGAACCUCAAAAAGCAUUUGGUUGACUAUUGUUUUUUAACAGAUGAUCAAAAUAAGCCCACCCCAGCACCCCCUUGUGCACCCAUACAAGUUUUUUUUAUUUUUAUCAAAAUUACUAGAAUCUGAGUCAAAUUUUCUCUCAGCCUGGAUUUGGAAUCAUGUUUCAAAUGACUCUUCGGACCUCACAACCAUAUUCCCGACAAUGAAUAGUGGAUUUUUUAUUUAAUACACACAUCGUAUUGGAUAUUAUCUUCAUUAUUUGCCUGGUUUUUAUUUUACAGCAUUGAAUUUUCUCUUGUUUGUGCCUACAAUACGUAAAAAAAUAUUCAUUGUGCAAAUAUUUACUAGUGUGCAUUCGAAAACACUCACACACAACCUUUUCCUAUCAGUGUUUUUGAUUUUAAAGUAUUCAAAGUAACUGAUUUUUUUUUUUAAUUAAGUUGUUGUAGAAGAGUAUUUGAAUUACCAUUUGGCCUUCGGAAUUUUUUACAAGCCCUACUCAUUAAGAAAGCCUUCUUUCUAAUUGCAUUCCUUAUAUUCAAAAUUUUGUCAUUUUUUAAUUCAAUCAUUCAAGUUGCCUUUCUAAUUGUUUUUUACCCUUAGCAAUAGCUAUCUUAUGGUAAGAAAUUAUUUUUCAAAUGUGAGCAAUAAUUUUUAAAAGAUCAUAUGCAAUGUCUUUUUUAUUUUGAUCCAUAUUAAUUUUGACUCACGGAGUUUUUUAAUGACAAUCUUGUAAUGAUGCAUUUCUCAUAUGCUUAAAGCACAACAAAAAAAUUUAAAUGUAUUUUUCGGAUAAAUUUAAAGCAAACAGUGGUGUAUUGAGA